ACCAUGAAUCAUUGAAUGCUGUAGAUCUACCACUGGCAAUGGCAUUCUGCUUUGCUCGUGAAUAUGCAACUGCAACCUGGCUGAAACUGUGAAUCGAAAGAAGCUGAGCAACCUCGAAUGAUUCGAGAUAUUCUCCCCCUGACCUGUAAAACAACUGUCGCGAUAUCAAGUCACCCAAAUUCAACCAUGAAAAUGUCACUGCCCAAAUUGUUCGCUACCGUUGCUUGUAUUUGUUUCGUAGGCUGUGUUUUGUCCGCUAGCAAUGUUCGCGCAUCGCCUAUCAGCUUAGAUGGAGUAGCAAGGACCCUGGAAUAUGACGGACAUGGUGCACUGUCAGCCGGGGCGUCGUCACGAUUGCUCAUUGACUACAGCGAACCGUAUCGCUCACAGAUUCUGGAUUAUUUGUUCUUGCCCAAUUUUGGUGCCAACCUGCAUCUGAUCAAGGUUGAGAUUGGAGGUGAUGCGCAGAGCACGGACGGUGCCGAAGCAUCUCACUGGCACUCACUCAAUCCACCGAUGCACAGCUGUGCCGAGGGCUAUGAGUUCUGGCUGCUGCAAGAAGCUCGGCGUCGUAAUCCUAAAAUCGUGACAUACGCCCUGUCGUGGGGAGCACCAGGCUGGGUUGGCAAUGGCACAUACUACAGCAGUCAAGGCAUCGACUAUCACAUUGACUUCAUGAACUGCGUACGGGAUGUGUACGGCAUACAUCUCGACUACAUGGGCAUCUGGAAUGAGCGCCCGUGGGGCACGACCAAGUGGGUGAAACAGUACCGAGCUGCCAUGGAUGAAGCUGGCUACACUGGGACGCAGAUCGUCAUUCCCGACGGGUGGCUUAGGAGCCAGUUAACCGAUGCUCUUGUUCAUGAUGAUGAGUUUAGACAAGCCGUAUCAGUGGUCGGUUUGCACUAUCCAUGCAAUCAUCCGGCACCAGAGGUCAUUGAUAUGGGACUCAAGUUCUGGUCCAGUGAAGACUACUCUACUGUGGGUAACUGGGCUGGUGCUGGCUGCUGGGGUCGUCUCUUCAAUCAGAACUACCUCAGAAUGAACAUGACGUCGACCAUUUCUUGGUCUCUCAUCUGGAGUGUGUAUCCUGGUCUGCCCUACUUUGGCAAUGGACUGAUGUACGCGUAUGAGCCGUGGAGUGGUUACUACACAGUCAACUAUCCUAUCUGGACAUCAGCACAGACCUGUCAGUUCAGUCAACCAGGCUGGGUAUAUCUUGCUCAAGGUGAUCCGACCAAACAAACCGGUGCAAUGGGAUCAGGGUACUUGGCUGGUGGAGGAUCUUUCAUUACUCUUGUUCCACCAACCAGUGAUCCUAGUUCAACUCUGGGAAAGAACACUGUAGCCAUCGCAGGUGGCGGAGACUUUUCUCUCAUCAUUGAAAAGCUUGAAGGAGACUGCCUUCGCUGUAAAGGACAAAACACCACAAAUGAGACUGUGGAGUUUGUGCUAUCAGGUGGUCUUGGUGGUUAUCCUGAUGGCUCAGUGAAGAUCAGCUCCCUGAGAUUGUUUUGUACAAAUUCCACUGUUGGAUUUCACCAGCAUGCUGAUGUACUAGUUAACACUACGGAUGGUUCGUUCCGAGUGGACAUGUACAAAGACUCAAUCUGCACGGUAUCAACAACAGUAGGUGCACACCAUGGUGUCCAUCCUGAUCCUCCAGCAUCACAGCCAUUCCCCUACUCAUAUUCAACAUCAUUUGAUGAUUACAACAACAUCAGCCAACAGGCAUUGUAUUUCACUGACCAAGGAGGCUCAUUCAUUAUCCAGGACGAAAGCGGAGACAAGGUGCUGCAACAGGUUGUUGUGGAGCCACCCGGACACAACCAAUGGUCUGGUAAUCCUUUGCCGACAACAAUGAUAGGCAGUGAGGAUUGGAACAACGUCCAUGGUCAGGUCAUGCUGCGGCUGGACGAGCCGCAAUGGCCCGCGUACAAUAACACAUUGAUGGCAGGCCUGUGCCUGAACGUACCUACAAGUCGGUGGAUACGCGGCGGCAAGUCCACUCCCGAAGGUGUCUGUGUACUCGUGACAAGACCUGUGGGUUCUGAGAAUGGUGUCUGGAUGGUGGUUGUGCAGAGUCUUAGUCGAGGUCGAACCGUACUGCACCAGAGCCCGCUGUCAGAGGCAAAAUCCUGGGUAUCCAUUACAUUGAUGGCCAAUGCAACAUCGUACGAGGCUUCGGUGAAUUCCGAUACGGCCACCAACAAUACCUGCACCGAAUGUGCAGCGCAUGCCGCUGGCUAUGCAGCGUUGACCUCCGGCUGGAAUAUGGCAGUGUUCGAUAACUUCUCGGCCAAAGCAAGUCCACCUCCAGUGCCACCGCACGGCUCAUGGGUCCAGUCAUUGAAGAUUGCAAAUGCUGCGCGUCGCAACAACUUCAACGGCCCAGUGGGCGCUGCCGUGCAGCCCGUCAACGGACCAGUGCAUGUGUCGGCACUCGGUCGUUACUAUGGCAACGGUAACGGCAAUGGAAACCACACGCUGGCCCUUCUGGAGGUGUCCGGUGGGAGAACGAUUGCCGAAUGUACUGUCAGCGGUACAUCCUCUCCGGACACACUGGGCUUUGUGUAUUCUGACCUGCCAAACAAGGUCACCUUGCUGCAGGGCGAGAAGUACUACUUUACAUCAACCGAGGUGGAGAAGGGAGACUACUUUCUCGGUUCCGGCAAUAACAACCCAUACGCCACAACCACGGCCAAUCUGGAGCUGCUCUCGUCCGUUUAUUACUUUGAGAAAACAUGGCAUGAGAUAGAUACAGUGGGGACUAUGUAUGGUCCCCUAAACAUGAUUCUUGAAUAGAUGUUACCGGGAACCAUGCCUUUAUACUGGGGCAGAAAACACACGAUUGCCAAUGGACCGAAGCACUGACUAUUGCGUGUAGGUCUAAUUGCGUGUGAAGUUUAUUAAAAAUCAAGACUUCCAUUUUUUUCAUUUCUCACCGAUCAAUCCACUUGUCGAACUCCUUUGCUCACCAAGUUGCAUGCUCUGCUGAUCCCGGUCAUGUGUCUAGUGGGAAAUACAUUCUAUUCUGCUAGAAGGUAAUGCUUGUGGAGUUUCGGAAGUCAGGUUCAGCUCGGCGGAUUUCACUCCAGAACUCCCAACACUGGCUUCUGCCACCUUGUUUUGUCACACCACACCGCUGAGUCUGUGCAAAUUCGAACCAUUAUAGUGCAAUUCCACUUCUUUUGCAAUGCAAAUACCUCUUAUCAAGUUUCAAGUACAGUACGUACAGUCCGAUUAUGGAUUUCAGCUCAAAAACGUCAUCCAGUAACAGUGUAGCUUUCCAAGAAAUUUUACUUAUUUUUA
Messenger RNA from Sycon ciliatum, 3312 nucleotides. RefSeq names its product galactocerebrosidase-like. Gene Ontology annotation, biological process: galactosylceramide catabolic process. Lineage: Eukaryota; Metazoa; Porifera; Calcarea; Leucosolenida; Sycettidae. The record is from RefSeq and is a predicted model, not a curated record. The coding region runs from base 118 to 2805 and encodes 895 amino acids. Gene Ontology annotation, cellular component: lysosome. Gene Ontology annotation, molecular function: galactosylceramidase activity. The transcript has 10 exons.